This is a messenger RNA of Thyridium curvatum, 1395 nucleotides long. RefSeq lists its product as uncharacterized. The record is from RefSeq and is a predicted model, not a curated record. NCBI's taxonomy places the organism in Eukaryota, Fungi, Ascomycota, Sordariomycetes, Thyridiales, Thyridiaceae. Bases 1 to 1395 code for a protein of 464 amino acids. The transcript has 3 exons.
AUGUACUCGGCUCCCUAUGGCUUUGCCAACGCUGCGCCGGGGCCAGGUUUCAAUGGCGCUGGUGCCCCACCUCCACAAAAUCCUCAUAUGCAGCCCGGUCCUAUGCCAAACCAGCCGCAACCGAUGAUGUACAACCCACAGCAGUUCCCAAUGGGCGCCCAAGGUCCCUUCCCCGGCGGUCCUAACAUGAUGCCCGGCGCUGGCCCUGGAGGCAUGCCGCAGAACGCCAUGCCGCACAUGGGCGCCAAUGGUCAAAUGUCGUAUCAAACGCCAUAUGCUGGCUCUCCCUACGGACCGGGCAUACCAGUGUCUGGAGGCGGGCAGCCGCAAAUGCCGCCCAACUUCAACAUGAUGGCUAAUGCCAUGCCCGGAUACGGGAUGAACCCAGCAGCCAUGACGCCCCAGCAACAACAGCAGCAGCAACAGCAGCAGCAGCAGCAGCAGCAACAACAACAACAACAGCAGCAGCAGCAACAACAGAUGAUGCAACAGCGCAUGCAUCAAACUCAACAAAAUGCCGGCAACAUGAAUGUUUCGACACCCCAGAGGCAAUUUAGCGGCAACCAAGGCACACCCAACAAUGCCAUGGCAUCACAACCCCAGCAAUUCCCCACGCCUCAAAACCCCCAAGGCACUCCGCAGAACCAGACUCCGACCAGCGCGCCCCCUCCCAACCCCAAUGUAUCAACACCUCAGACACCAACGUUCCCUUCCAAUGGGCCCGGGCCGGCUGUCAAUGGAGCAUCAUCUACUGCGACUCCCCUGAGCCCUGGGAGCGAGUCGAAGGAGAAGGAGUCGUUUGCUAUCCUCUUGGAGAUCAACCAGGAGCUCUUGUACGAGUCGAUACAAUUACAAACGACGCAACAGGAGUUGAAGAAGGAGCACGCGGCGGCAAGUCCUGCGGAAGGGAACACCCCAGACCAAAGCAAGAAGCCCUCGGACGAAGAGAAGACGGUUCAGCAGGACUACGUGCAGUGCAUGAGACGGCUCCAGUUUAACCUCUCAUACCUUGCCAGUCUUGCGGACCGCAAGGGCUCUGUACCCGUACCCAAAGGACCAGCUUAUUUGACUCCGCCACCCCUGAACCUCUCCAUCAAGAUGAAGAACCAAGUCCCAGGGGCACCCGACUCCGGAGACUCGAAACCGGAUCCUAACGUGGAUCGCGAGGAGAGGAUCAAGUACUUGGCAAGUCUGUAUAAGAAGCUGCAAGCCCUGUACCCCGACGUCGACCCUAAGAAGGAGCCUGCGUUCCCUAUUCCCGCCCAGGGGACAGGUAAUGCGCAACACGGCCAAAAAGCGGCGGGUAACCAAGCCAGCCCUGCGGCGGGGGGUCAAAAGGCGCCGCAGACGACCACGGCGGCGCCUGCCCAACCCGCGGCGGUUGUUUCGUCAUGA